AUGAGUGUUCUCCUCACAGUGCCAGACAGUCUUCUUGGCACCGCAGGAGUGCAGCUCCAUCCUCCUGCUCUCGCCAGGAGCGGCCGCCCUCAGCCCGUUGGGGACAGAAGGGUCGCCGACCCGGGCGCACGCCCACCUGUCGCGCGCAAGCGCAGAACGCCGCCUGGCUCUCCCGCGGCGCAGUCACUGCGCAGGCGCGGCGGCCGCUGCGAGUGUGUCUGUGCGGCGAUAAGAUGGCGGCGACGGGAGACGCGGCGUGAGAAGCCGGAGCAGCACCGAACCUCAUUGAGACGGGCCGCCAUGGCCCUCCACAACCCACAGUAUAUUUUUGGCGAUUUCAGCCCUGAUGAAUUCAAUCAGUUUUUUGUGACUCCCCGCUCUUCAGUUGAGCUCCCUCCAUACAGUGGGACUCUAUGUAGCAUACAGGCUGAAGAUGAACUGCCAGAUGGACAAGAACAUCAGAGGAUCGAGUUUGGCGUAGACGAAGUCAUCGAGCCUAGUGAGGGUCUGCCUAGAAACCCUAGCUACAGUAUUUCAAGCACCUUGAACCCCCAGGCACCUGAAUUUAUUCUUGGUUGUACGACUUCCAAAAAGACCCCUGAUGCUGUAGAAAAAGAGGAGACCUACAGCUCUAUUGACCAGUACCCGACCUCAGCGUUGGCUCUAGAAAGGAACUCUAACACAGAGGCAGAGGCCUUGGAGAACGACAGUGGUGCCAGUGGUCUUGGUCAAAGGGAGCGGAAAAAAAAGAAGAAGCGGCCCCCUGGGUACUACAGUUAUCUGAAGGAUGGUAGUGAGGACAGUGCUUCCCCAGCUGCCCUAGUCAACGGCCAUGCCACUUCGGUGGGCACGAACAGCGAGGGUGUGGAGGAAGCUGAGUUCAUGGUGGAUAUGCUCCCGUCAGUCAUGCCCAGGACUUGUGAUAGCCCUCAGACUCCCAUGGACUUCAUCAAAAUGUUGAUGUCCAGAGGAAACAAAGCUGGUGCUGAGCUAAGUGCAGGGUUUCAGAGGACACGCUCACCCGAAGGAGUCUCUCAGAAACGUGCAUGGAUUCUGGUGCUGCUGACUGUAAUGUUGUUAAUGUCUUCCUUCACCCUUGCAGAGUUAUUGGAGACUGUAACCCUAAUACAUAAGCCAGUGUCAUUGCAACCCCGUGGGCUGAUCAAUAAAGGAAACUGGUGCUACAUUAAUGCCACCCUGCAGGCAUUGGUGGCUUGCCCUCCGAUGUAUCACCUGAUGAAGUUCAUUCCUCUGUACUCAAAAGUGCAAAGGCCUUGCACAUCAACGCCCAUGAUAGAUAGCUUUGUUCGGCUCAUGAAUGAGUUUACUAAUAUGCCAGUACCUCCCAAACCCCGCCAAGCUCUCGGGGAUAAGAUGGUGAGAGAUAUUCGCCCAGGAGCUGCCUUUGAACCCACGUACAUUUACAGACUCCUGACAGUCAUCAAGUCGAGCCUGUCUGAAAAGGGCCGACAGGAGGAUGCUGAAGAGUACCUAGGUUUCAUCCUCAAUGGACUCCAUGAGGAGAUGCUGAGCCUGAAGAAGCUCCUCUCACCCACGCAUGAAAAGCACUCUGUUUCCAACGGGCCUGGAAGCCACUUGAUAGAGGCUGAGGAGCUGGAAGACACGGGAGAGGGCAGUGAGGAUGAGUGGGAGCAAGUGGGCCCCAAGAACAAGACCUCCGUCACCCGGCAGGCGGACUUCAUCCAGACACCCAUCACAGGAAUUUUCGGUGGACACAUCAGGUCUGUAGUUUACCAGCAGAGUUCUAAGGAGUCCGCCACUCUGCAGCCGUUUUUCACGCUGCAGUUGGAUAUCCAGUCUGACAAGAUACGCACAGUCCAAGAUGCAUUGGAAAGCUUGGUGGCGAGAGAGUCUGUCCAAGGUUACACUACCAAAACCAAGCAAGAGGUGGAAGUCAGCCGCAGAGUGACUCUGGAGAAGCUUCCCCCUGUCCUCGUGCUGCACCUGAAGCGCUUCGUCUAUGAGAAGACAGGUGGAUGCCAGAAGCUGGUCAAGAACAUCGACUACCCCGUGGACUUGGAGAUCAGUAGAGAACUACUUUCUCCAGGCGUCAAAAAUAAAAAUUUUAAAUGCCACAGAACCUAUAGGCUGUUUGCAGUGGUCUACCAUCACGGCAACAGUGCUACAGGCGGCCACUACACUACAGACGUCUUCCAGAUCGGGCUUAAUGGCUGGCUGCGAAUUGAUGACCAAACGGUCAAGGUUAUUAACCAGUACCAGGUGGUGAAACCGACUGCUGACCGCACAGCCUACCUCCUGUAUUACCGCCGUGUGGACCUGCUGUAAUCAUGCCCGUGUGCCUGUGUGUGCCUGACGCUGCUUCCUACAACUCCCAACUCACUCACUACCCACCUCUCUAGUGGCUCUGUAGAGAGAUGCUCCCUCUGUGCCCAUGGGCUUGGAUGGAAGAUGCCUGGGGGUCUGCACAGCGCAGCUCAUGCUGACUCAGAGACUUCA
Messenger RNA from Mastomys coucha (southern multimammate mouse), 2478 nucleotides. RefSeq names its product ubiquitin specific peptidase 10 (gene Usp10). The coding region runs from base 1 to 2307 and encodes 768 amino acids. Gene Ontology annotation, molecular function: cysteine-type endopeptidase activity; cysteine-type deubiquitinase activity. The record is from RefSeq and is a predicted model, not a curated record. Gene Ontology annotation, biological process: protein deubiquitination; DNA damage response, signal transduction by p53 class mediator; regulation of autophagy. NCBI's taxonomy places the organism in Eukaryota, Metazoa, Chordata, Mammalia, Rodentia, Muridae. The transcript has 15 exons. Gene Ontology annotation, cellular component: cytosol; nucleus; early endosome.